Neoarthrinium moseri is the source of this 1521-nucleotide messenger RNA. RefSeq lists its product as uncharacterized. NCBI's taxonomy places the organism in Eukaryota, Fungi, Ascomycota, Sordariomycetes, Amphisphaeriales, Apiosporaceae. Gene Ontology annotation, molecular function: protein binding. Bases 1 to 1521 code for a protein of 506 amino acids. The record is from RefSeq and is a predicted model, not a curated record. The transcript has 3 exons.
AUGGAGGCUCUUGUCGCCGUCGGUGUAGCGUCCAACGCGGUCCAGUUCGUGGAUUUUGCAUCCAAGCUUCUCCAUACUUUCCACGAGCUCCGUCACAACGCAGCCUCAGCUGAAAAUCAAGAUCAUGCAGUAAUUGUAGCACACUUGAGGGACCUGACCGGGAAAAUCAGUGACGAGGCUAAGGCUCUUGAACAAGGAACUGCGACGGUCAACGCAGACGACAAGGCUUUACAACCAGUUGCGGAAGGCUGCUGUGUACUCGCGCGACAACUUUUGCAACGACUUGAAACAUGCGGCGUCCAUCCAGGCAGACAAGCCACCUUCCUCAAACGAUCCAAAACAGCUCUUAAGUGCAUGUGGAAUAAGAGAGAGAUACAAGAGAUUACCGAGCGUCUGCACCAUUUCAGGAGUGAAAUUCAGUUCCAUUUGAUGAGUAGGGCGUCGGCUAGACAAAUAUCACCUAUAGCCUUGCAGUCCAUCGACGAUCAGCUAAAAAAGGCGGCACGUCAGCUCGAAGAGCUCAGCAUGGAGAAUAAGGGUCUCGAAACUCAGAUCCAAAAUACCAUAUCGCUGAUCAAUGGCAACCAUGCUGCAUUAUCACACCAGAUCACACAGUGGCAACCGCAAGAGAAGUCUCAGAGUCAAAAUAGUGUGGGCUUCGGGCUUGAGGGCGAUCGACGCUUUGCUGGAUCAUUCCAGCCGGUAUCAACUCCUGAGUCCAUUUUGUCGCCUUUUGAAGACACAUUCGGAGCAGGUUUUCGAGAAAUUCAAGGAUCGAUCAUUGAGGCGGUCCGAGACGAACUCAAAGCCAAUUCUUUGGCCGAACUCGCGUGUGUAGAAACAUUCUUCCGCCACGCUACACAACAAAUGGAGAUCCGCCUAGGCGAUGCACUCAAGAGCUCACGAGAAAAUACAGAGCUUUCAAGUGGCUUACAGGUCGAGAAAACAGUGUCAAUGAAAGAGCCAACAACUCCGGAGAUGAACUCGAAGGGAGACGACACUGAAACUGUUCGUAGAUAUCAACAUCAGACAAUCAGAACGGACGUCAGUCUAAAUAUCUACACUGUGCUAUGUCGUAGGCGUUGGUCUAUAGAUGUUGGACUGGGCGAAUUCUACUUGAAGUAUGAACACCUUGUUGAGUUCAUAUCUUCCGGCCCAGCGCGGGAUAUAUUCGAGAUCAACGCACACUGGAUUCCGUCACCUGCGUAUUUCUCAACAGGCAUUACAGGAGACUUCCGAUACUUAACACACCCAUGUGCGCCCCCCAAGCUUAUUUUCCAACCACGCAUAUACCGCGUCUUGCCCUCGUACCAUGAGGCUUGGGAAGUAAUCCAGCGAGGAGACCUCAUUAGUGUUCGCAGAAUGCUGACUGAGAAAACCAUGUUGCCAUCAGACCAGAACGCCUUUGGGGAAGGUCUGUUACAUUUUGCUGCGUUCCACGGAGAGGUUGACAUUUGCAAAGCACUUAUAAGUUGCGGUGCUGAUGUCGAUGCCCGAUGCAGGCAAGGCUGCGAGCUUUAA